This is a messenger RNA of Eruca vesicaria subsp. sativa (arugula), 729 nucleotides long. NCBI's taxonomy places the organism in Eukaryota, Viridiplantae, Streptophyta, Magnoliopsida, Brassicales, Brassicaceae. The record is from the annotation of a GenBank genome assembly.
CUCGUCACCAACAAAAUGUCUUACGCAGCAGCAGCGGCUCUCUUCUUCCCGUCUACUGCCAGCGUCCGAUCUCCGGCUAAGUUCCUUCUCCGUCCUAAUCCUUGCCGGCUUCUUGUUCCUCCAACAAAUGGCGCAGCGAGCACCAAGAACGCUACACGUAGGCAAAUGAAGAGGCGAUUUGUAGUAGCAAAUGCUUUGCCUGUGGAGGAAGACGGUGUUUCACUCGGUACCAUGAAGCUUCCCAUGGAUACUGACAUCGCGAGAUUCGAAACUCUUCUCUUUCAGUGGGCGAACAGUCUUUGCCAAGGAGCCAACAUACCUCUUCCUGUUCCUCUCAAGGUGGAUAGAAUAAGUGGAGGAGCGAGGUUAGGAUUCAUAGUGAUGGAAGAUGAAGGCAAAACCGAUGUUCCGGUUUACAUAGACUGUUUGGUGUACCAGAGCACAGAGAGUGGUUCAGGUUCAGGACCAGUGUUCAUAGCGACACGUAAUGGGAGGAAGAAAGAUAAGGCACCUCCGGGAGAAGAAAGAAUCAUGAGAAGUCUCUUAGGAGCACUCAAAAGAGCUGUGGAGCUUGCUCGUGUCUCAUAGAAACUAUAAUACUCUUUGAAUUCAAUGCCGAGAUCAUUUCUUCUUCUGUUUUAAUGUGUUUGCAUCAUUAUCAUCUCUGUAAGAAUCAGUCUGGUCGAUAGUUUAUACUUUAUACAAGACUAAUAUAGUCCAUGAACCAAA